CACACACACACACACUGACGCGAUCUGAUGAGAUCAGGACCCUACAUCCAUUACAAAUUAGCUCGAUCUUUCUCCCAAAUCAACGGUUCUUCUUCAUUCCAACGAAACCACAACUCCCAUUUCAACGGCCAGGAUUUAAGAAGCUCUGUACACCGCCAUAUACACAAAACUUUACCCUUCCUUCUCUCUCUCUCUCUGAGCGCAUGAAUUCACCAGUGACAGAGAGUACUAAAAUACUGUAAGUGCUGAAAUUCAAGGCGCUCUAUUUCUUUUCUGUAUAAAGUUUAUUUAAACCUACGCUAAAAGGAAGAAAGAAAAAACCUAAAAAAAAAAAUAAAAAUACAGAUCUAUACAAAUUCAAAAUCUUCGUCAUUUGAACAUUCUGAUCGCUGUGUUUCUUUUUUGGUGUGUGAUUUUCUGCGAAUCUCAUUUGACUGUGAUUAUCUCGCCUGAGUACUGGCGGUAGCGCGGAAAGAGUUGGAGGAAUGGCUAAUUCGUUCGCUAGUCCAGUCGACGCGACUCAGGUUGGGUCUUUCUUCGUUCAACAGUAUUAUCAGAUUCUGCAGCAGCAACCUGAUCAUGCCUAUCGCUUUUACACCGAUGCCAGCUCUGUUAUUAGAGUUGACGGAGAUGUCACUCAAUCCGCUUCCACUGUGAUGGAUAUUCAUGAACUUGUAUUAUCCAUGAAUUUCGCUGCUAUCGAGGUCAAGACACUUCAUUCCCUUGAUUCUUGGAAUCGUGGUGUCAUUGUGGUAGUCUCGGGUAAUGUGAAGUCCAAGGAAGGUAGCAACGGCUGGAGGAAGUUCGUGCAAACAUUUUUUCUAGCACCCCAGGAAAAUGGUUUCUUUGUCCUAAACGACAUUUUUCACUAUGUCAAUGAAGAAGUCAACAGCCAACCCCCUGCUCCUGAAACACCAGUAGGCCAUCAGCCGACAGCACCAGUUAUUGAGAAUGAACUUGAAUCUCAAGCGACUAGUUCUAUUCCUAUCCAUGAGCAACCAGUGUCGGACUAUCCCUUAGAGGCAAAGGACAGAGAGUAUGUAACCGAGGUUCAUGUAGAAAGUCCGGUUGAAGAUUACAACUUUCAACCAAAUGAGCCAGAGCUGAAUCAUAAAACUAAAACACUAGAGGAAGAGACUCCGGUGGAGGUCCCCCUGCCCUUUCGACAAACUGAGGAUGAUCCAGCACAAGUGUCUUUGCCUCCUGUUGAGGAACCUGUUGUAGAAGCUCCGAAGAUCUUCUCUUAUGCAUCUGCAUUGCGAGCUCCAAAGGGAAAUACAGCACCGACGGCUAGCAUUCAGCAAUCUUUUUAUAAAAAGCCAUCACAUCCGGUCGUGCAACAAGCAGUUCCUGCCACAAAGCCAUCACAGCCAGCCUUGCAACAGUCAGCUCCUGCCACAUCCGUUGGAUCUGAUGGCCGUGAAGAUGUUGAGGAAACUUCACAGCUGGAAGAGGGAAAAUCAAAAUCUAUCUAUGUGAGGAACUUGCGUCCUGGCAUUUCUACCUUUGAAGUCCUGGAAGAGUUCAAGAUUUUUGGGAGCAUAAAGCCAGAUGGGGUCUUUGUUAACAAUCGCCCGGAAAUUGGUGUUUGCUCUGCUUUCAUUGAGUUUGAUGAUAUUGAAAGUGCACAAAAGGCUGUUGAGGUAUGUGGAUUGUUGUUGAGUUCCUGAUAGAUUUCAGUCUUCAAACAUCCAAAGAAUAUGUAGCCUGUUUCUUUUGGUCGUGUUAGCUGACACACCUUGUUCUAGGUCUCUACCUUACCCGAACCACUUAGAAACUUUUGCUCAUUACAACUGCUCCUCCAUUCUUUUUGCCUGAACUUCUAUGAACUUUGUGGAGUUUCAGGUUAUAUAUGUAAGCUUUAAAAUGCGAUCCCGGGGGGAGGGUGGGGGUGUUCAUUCAUUAAUUUCCAUUUCUUACAAUUAUUUAAACUGUUUGAGGAUGGCUAAGUGUGCUGGUCCAACAUAUUGCUUUGACUUCCUUGUUGGGUACUGCAUACUUCAGAUGGGGUCUGUUUCUGUGUUCAGCCUGGUAAUAUUAUUUCUGUGAGUUGCAAAAGAAAUUCCUGUUAAUGAGAAUAGAACUUUGAUACAUAUCCAAAUGUAAAUCAUCUGCCGACCUUAUAUGCAGUUCUUGUCAUCCUCCUAUGUAUUAUUAACAUCAAUUUGAAUUUCUUUUCUAGGCUUCACCAGUAAAGAUUGAUAAUCGGAAAGCAUAUGUUGAAUUUAGAAGAACGACCAACAACAGUACUUCUCGUGGAGGAAGUAAGUUGCUCCGACUCUCGGCUUUUGAUCCCACUUGGAAUUUAGAAAUAAAUAUUUCCUGACUGUAUAUCUUUUGCUAGUGAUAAUUACUCAAUUUCCUCAUCAUGAACAUUCACGUAUUGCUGUUCUGAAUGUUUUUUUAGGAACCGGACGAGGUAGAGGGCGGCUGCCUGGCGGGGCAAACUAUUCGCAGGGGAGGCAAUCGGGCCGCUAUUGACAACGAGGAGAGGAAAAUGAUAUCUGCCUUUCUUGUGAGAUGUCGCAGGCUGGAGUUGGGUAAAUUUGCUCGGCUUUAAUAUGCAUUUCCUGGCUGCACCAAAUAGAGAUAAAGUUCCUCGUUUUACAAAAUAGGAUUUGGUUCAUUGACGAUGUAUUUUGUUCAAAAGGUCUUCAUAUGAAUGCACUUGAAGACAUAUUUUUUGGUUAUUGUCCACCUGUUUUUGGUUUCAUUUCUCUUGAGAGUUCCUUGGGUAGUUCUUUCAAGAGAAAUCAAAUGCAUUCCCCGCAUUUGGGAGUUUAGAGAUUACAUAUACCGUUUCCACUAGAGUUUUCAAGAAGUGAUUUCUUUGUUAUGCUUGAAUGGCUCUCAGUCUACGGACAUGUUUACAUUUCCUGGUAUUUCCAUCAGUUUUAGUUCAUCACUUUCUGACACAAUCGCUUCUAGAAGGUCAUCUUUAAUACUACAAUUUGCUUGGAUCUUCAACAGUUACACCAGUAGUUUAGUGUUUGGAGAAAGAAAAUUGAAUGAUUUGUCUUCCCCAUCCAAUCACCUAAGCUAUCUACAGGCUAUGCUAUAUCUCUGUGGGACCUAAAAUGACUGCUUACUGAUAAUCGCAAACUGUGUCGAAACACAGUGCCAUGAAUUGCAAACUAUCAAUCUAUGCAGCUACACCCUCUUGGAGAAAUGGCACAAUGGGCCGCUCCAUAGGACCUUCAGAUGGCGAGUAAUCUUCAUCUUCGUCGCCGGUUUCCCAUAGAAAACAAGCAUAGGCAGCUUGAACGUGGCUGUUAACACCAAAAAAAAGAGUCUAAUUAGAUCAUUGCCUGAUUGUUAUUCCGAUUGAUCGUAAUGGCAUUCCAACAUAAACGGGAUGAUUAAGAGCGUAAAAGAAUGGUCAGAAAUGAAGUUAAGACCUGUCUUCCCCUGCAGCAUGAACUGCUCGUUCGAAGUAGUCUUUGGCUCUAUGGCUAUCAUGAUAGAGCUCCCAUACCAAUUUGGCAUACUGACACAGAACUUCACCAUCCGUUGGAUCUGCCAAAAUUGCUCGGCCAUAAUACUCCUCUGCACUUGGAAGAUCCUUCUUUGUCUGCAACAAAGAAAAAGGAUGUUUCAGUUGAUCAAUCUGUUAUACAGGUCUCAGCAUGAAUGUCUUAUAAAGCAAAAAUAUGGCGAAGUUACCUGAUGCAAGAAUUGAGCAUAAUUCCUCAAGCAGAGAGAGUUGUUGGGAUCUUCAUUCAACAUGUUCUUGUAAUGCUCUUCCAUCAUAAAGCUAUUGCCGUCAGCUCCAUCUCCUCCGCCAAAGGUUACCGGUGUAUAACCUUGCCCCCCACCACCGUUACCGCCAUUGAUAUGGCCUCCAAUGUCAACUAAAUUAAACUCAGAAAUCCCAAGCCCUCUUGCAAGAUGCAUCUCCAUCUCCACUGUUCCUGCCCUUCCAAAUCCUAAAUUAGGUCCAAAUCCAGUUGCUGCAUAAUCAUUAGUCCUGUUGUCUCCCUCAAAGCAAAAACUCUCCAUACCAGCAGAAGCAUCACAAAAUGCAUCGGUUUCAUGAUUCUCCUUCAUUUCUUCAUCUGGGUACUCUUCAUCCUCCUCAUCUUCGCUGUCCUCAUCGUAUUCACUGCUAUUUAAGGAAGAAUUAUGGUAUGAGAAAGAAGGGAUUACUUCCAAAGUGGAGCAAUGGUGUGGUCUGCGAGAGAGCUUCUUGUUGGGGAUUGAAAAAGUGAAAUCAUCAACGUAAUUAGAGGUGGCGGCUCCGGCUAGUGCCUCCAGAUUCCCUUCCGAUUGAGCUCUUCGGAAUCCGCCUGAAACAAGACUGUUUCCAGAGGAGAACCCUUCAGAAACUGAAGGAGAGAUUGGGGAGGAAUUACUGUAUAAAGAUGCAGUAAAUCCAUGUCCAACGGGCUUGUUAUAGCUGAUUUUACUGCAGCAAUUCGAAGCAGCAUGUUCAGGGGUAGUGAUGUUUGGCACUUCGGAACUGGAGAAUCUUCUGCUGUUGUUGGGAGUUUCAGAGAAAGAUGACAGCAAUGAACCAAGAACUGGUGUUGAAGAACUCCUCAAUAGCAUCUUUUUUCCCCUUCCUUCAAAAGGAACGAUUUGCUUCUAGUUUCUGUGAAGAAGAAAAACCGGAAAAAAAAAGGAGAAAAUACUGAUGCAAAUUAGUUGAGGAUUACUGGUGGGGUGGGUGGUUGGUUCAUAACUUCAUAUCAAUAUGUAUCAUUCAUAUGCAUAUCGUGAUUAUUCAAGCUAUCUUUUUUCAGGCAAAAGGCAAAAAAGUUUGAAAUACACACAGAAACGAUAAAAUACUAGUGGUGCCAAUUGCAAAAGAUGCAAAAUCUAUCCCUGUCAAUUCUAAAUCACUGUUGAAGAUGAUAGAUACAGGACCUUCUCAAGUACAGGAGGAAAGAAAAGAAAGAAAACAGAGUGAAUUUGAUGUAGUAAUAGCAAAAAGUUUCGAUCAUAUCAAAUCAAAAGGGAAGAUUGAGCAACAGAGAGUUAAGUGGAAAGAAGGGUUGGACAAUGAAGUUACCUUUUUUGGUGUGAUAUGAUCUAAUCGGAGGGUUUGGUUUUGGUCUUCUUCUUCUUGUUCUUUUUCGAAGCGUAAGAGCAAUGGCGAUUGGCUGCAGAAAAAGCAAAGAGGGAUUCAAGUUUCAACCUUGUCUCACCACCAGCCACCAAACGCUCAUAAUUGUCUGCUGAAUCU
Messenger RNA from Oldenlandia corymbosa var. corymbosa, 5185 nucleotides. The record is from the annotation of a GenBank genome assembly. Lineage: Eukaryota; Viridiplantae; Streptophyta; Magnoliopsida; Gentianales; Rubiaceae.